Messenger RNA from Cornus florida, 2345 nucleotides. Its product is annotated as protein yippee-like At4g27745. The record is from RefSeq and is a predicted model, not a curated record. The transcript has 6 exons. NCBI's taxonomy places the organism in Eukaryota, Viridiplantae, Streptophyta, Magnoliopsida, Cornales, Cornaceae. The coding region runs from base 1687 to 2040 and encodes 117 amino acids.
UGAUGAAACGACAUUGUUUUAGUGCUUUACAAAUUUGUGUUGCUGAUGUGUCAAGCAAAAUCUCAAGAACCAAUUAAAAUUGUACAACACAUCAUCUUAUCAGCACUUUCCCCACCUCACUUUUGUACAACCAAAGUGACCUGUGCAAUGAGCACCUGUUCUGCGCUCUUCCGGGAACAAUCAUAGCACACCAACAGCGGAGCGACAGAUGAGGAGUUUCGCCGAAAUCCUAUCGACUUCCCAAUUUGCUGAAACCUAAACUUCCUCAGAACACCAAUUUGAAACCCAAUCUGUCAGUUUAACCCUAACCCCAAAUAGAAACCCAUCGCCAUUUAUAGUACAAAGGUGAAGACAAUCCAUCACCAUCGCCGGUCACCACUCGUUCUUUGGAGCCAUGUUUUGAUGACAAUUGUUCGCCAUUUAGGUACGAAGGUGAAGACCCAUCACCAUCGCCGGUCGCCACUCGCUAUUGGGAGCCAUGCUUUGAUCACAGUUGCUACCUCCAAAUAAAUGACACCAACGAGCAGUUCAUUGAUCAGAACCUGGAGUACCGCUUCCCAUCCUCGUUGAUUUCUUCCAAAUAGGGGUGCCUUUUGUUGCCUCCCACAUGCCCGAAAAACUCCUCAACAGAGAAGCCAUGUUUUAUAGCCUUCUUGACUACGUUCGGCUUGCAAAGUGAGUAAGAGACUCACCAAAUCCAAUUGCAAAAUUCCCAUCCUCGUUUACUCCUCAACAGGCCGUUUCGAUGGUAACAGACUCACCAAGCCCAAUUGUAAAAUUCUCAAUUAAUGGCCAAACCCAUAUUAUAAAUAAAACUACCCGCUGCAACAGACGUCACGUCGGAGGGUCUUGUCGUUGUCGAAACACCAUCACAAUAUUCUCAUAGCUAUUUGCUACUUGGUGAUAUUCCAGCCAUAACUGAAGCAACGGUGUCUUGGUCGAGUUUAGGGUGAGAGUACGGCAUCGAAGAUGGAGACGCGCGCUGCCGGCAAGUUCAUAGUGGUGGCGGCGGUGGUGGUGGCGACAGCAGGUUCACAGCGGUGAUGAGGUUGCGACGGCUAUAUUGAGAGAGAGAGAAUGUGGCUGAGGGGCGGUGGUGAAAUUCAGAUAGGGUUUGGUUUUAAUUAGGAAAUUUUUUUAUUUAUUUUUUUUAUUUUUCAAUUUUAAUUUUAUACCUUUAAUAGUAUCUUUAAUAGUAUAAGGGUAACUUUGUCAUUUUAAAGAUAUUUUAAAGAUAUAUUGCUGGCAUGUGUGCAUCACGCGCCUAAUUGGCCAGAGAAAUCAAACCGAACUUCAUCGAUGGGUACGUUUUUACAAAAAAAAAAUUAAUAGUUGAGGGAAUUAAUUAUAAAAAAAAUAGUUUAAGAGUUUUUAGGGAGAGAGAGUGAAGUUAAGCGGUUUUUUUUUUACACUUUACCCUAUAUUCUACUAACAUAACUUCAAAAAAAAUAAAAAAAUGUACUUGAGGAGAGAGAAAAAUAAAAACAGAUCCCAACUCCAUCACUUUCUCUACCUAGAAAAUCACCGAUGUCACCCAAGGCAGAGAGGAAGCCUGCGCUGCCGCCGGAGGCGAGAAAAAGAAGAAGAGGUCGGAGAAGAGCAUGGAGACCUACAAGAUCUACAUCUUUAAGGUCCUGAGGGGACAGAGGCGGUGACCAAGUUUAUCAGCUCUUGAAGGUUGCAACCAUGAAAAGGCACGCACUUACUCUUACUGAAUUUGAUCAACACUUGCAGUUCUCCUUCUGUCGUUCUUGCGAAGCCCACAUUGCCUUACAAUCAGAUUUUGCAGGCGCUGACGCCACAUACAGUAAAGCCAUUUUCCUAGACGCUGUCAAUGUUGUAAUCGAUGGCCCAAACCGUCAUCGUAUGGAAGGUACUAACAAAGUAGCUGAUGUUCACUGUACUAGAUGCAAUACCCUUCUGGGCUCACAAUAUAUUGAAGUUGGAAACAGCGAAGGACGUGUCAGAGCAGGAAGAUUUGGACUGUUUUUCAACAAGCUCCGUUUCUGGAAUGGAAGCGCCCCUCUGGCUUGGCAAUAAUUCAACCAGUUUCAAAUACACGGAUUGGUCACUGCACAGAGUGACAGGACAUCAAUUUGAAGGGCUUCAUUGAAAUAUAUUUGUCCAAUUUUUUUUUUCUUGAAGUUAGAAGUGAAAAAUUCUUCUUGUUAAUUUGGGAUAUGCAAGUGUUUUUAGUUGAGGAAUUCAAAUCAGAAGGAACAUAAUUUGAAUAUGCAUUUUGAAGCUGCUAUAAUAAGAAUCCUGUAAUCUGCUUAUGCUGUAAUAGUACUUGUAUAUCUUAGUUGCUUUAAAAUUUUCUUAUUACAAGUAUUUUUUUACUUCCC